GAUCAGAAUUUCGCCCGUGGUGGAGGCGGGUUAGAAGAUUCUGGAAGAGACUCUGUGAGCUGAGGUGUGCUCUGAACUUGUGAGCAUUCAACAUAUUGUCUCCAUACAAGGUUGCCCAUUAGAGACAAACAUGGUUAAGGAAACAGGAUUCUAUGACACAUUGGGGGUAAAACCUAAUGCUACUCCUGAUGAACUGAAAAGGGCCUACCGCAAACUAGCGCUGAAAUAUCAUCCUGACAAAAAUCCUACAGAAGGAGAGAAGUUCAAGCAGAUCUCACAGGCAUACGAGGUGUUGUCAGAUGCCAAGAAGAGAGAGCUAUACGACCGUGGAGGUGAAAAAGCUAUAAAGGAAGGAGGCACCGGUGGUGGUGGUGGAGGGAGCUUUGCAUCGCCCAUGGACAUCUUUGACUUGUUUUUUGGUGGCGGCAGUCGGAUGCACAGAGAGCGAAAAGGAAAAAACAUUGUUCAUCAGAUUUCAGUGACGCUGGAAGAUCUUUAUAAUGGAGCUACAAGAAAACUUGCUCUCCAGAAGAAUACUAUUUGUGAGAGAUGUGAAGGUCGUGGGAGUCGAAAAGGAGCUGCACAGAUGUGCAUGACCUGCCAUGGCACAGGCAUGCAAGUCCGCAUGCAUCAACUAAUACCAGGUAUGGUCCAGCAAGUGUCCACAGUAUGCCACAGCUGUCAGGGCCAAGGACAGAGAAUCAGCCACAAGGACCGCUGCAAAGCAUGUGGGGGUCGAAAGAUCCUGCGCCAGAAGAAGAUCUUGGAGGUCCACAUUGACAAAGGAAUGAGAGAUGGCCAGAAGAUCGUUUUCCAUGGAGAGGGAGACCAGGAGCCAGGAAUUGAGCCAGGCGAUAUAAUCAUUGUCUUGGACCAGCGAGAACAUCCACAUUUCACCAGGAGAGGAGAGGACCUGGUCAUGUCGAUGCAGUUACAGCUGGUUGAGGCUUUGUGUGGUUUCAAGAAGCCAGUUCAGACACUGGACAACAGAACAAUCCUCAUCACCUCACAUCCAGGGGAAUUGAUCAAGCCUGGAGACACGAAGUGCGUCUUGAAUGAAGGGAUGCCCAUGCAUCGCAGGCCGUUUGAGAAGGGACGUCUUAUUAUUCACUUCUCGGUGGUGUUCCCACAAGCCAACUUUCUCCCCAAGGACAAGCUGAAGGAGCUGGAGCACUACCUCCCAGAAAAGAGAGACGCAGAGCAGCCAGACAGUAUGGACGAUGACCUCUACAUCUACGCCGACCUGGAGGACUGUGACUUGGAGAACAGAAAAAGACACAGCCAUCAGUACCACUACAUGGAUGAAGACGACUACGCUAGCACUGGAGGUGUGCAGUGCCAGACGUCUUAAAUAACAACUGGCCCCGUCUUAUUCCAGAAGCCUAUUCCCUCAUCUCUAAAGCAAAGCACCUUUCUGGAAUUUUGUGCACUUUUUAUUUAAUUACUUUUCUUAAAAUCGUAACCGUUUUCUUUCAAGCCAAAUCAUAAUACUGUGUCCCAACAACCUCCCGAUUUAGUGUAAUACUUUUUGGACAGAGUAGAGUACCUUCAAAUUUCAGGACUAAACUUGGAUGUGGGUGAAUGGGAUUUCUCGUCAUCUCUGGGACUUUAUUUCAAAUAUUCAUUUAUUUUUCCAAUCGCACUGUGAUUAGAGGCACGAGGGCUGUUAUUACAUAGGUUUCAGGAGAAAGAAAAACUUCUUUGUCUAAACAAAGACUGCCUGCUUUUUAUGCAGUUACACUAAAACUGAUGCCAAUAUUAAUAUGAAAAUAAUCUUCUUUUUUGUUUUUUUUAAGUGUUACUAAAUCAGAUGUUGUGAACCACUUGUUGAUUACUUGUUAAGUCUGUUGCGUGUGAAGACCCAAUCUUCAGAUGGUGGUGGAGAGGGAUAUGCACCCAGACUCGAUUGAAAACAUUUAUGCUGUUUUACCCUUUCAAGGGCUAUUUUUCUAGACAUUUCUAAACAAUCUUGAAAAGAUGACUCAAGUUGGGAGUAAAGGUGAUAAUGACUCAGACUUGGCGGUAUGUAGGUUCAAGCCACUAAAUUAUAGAUUACUCAAGCUAAUUUAGUUUAAUAUUUUUUGAGCUGCAAUCAGUCGUCUGUGGUGAUGCCCACACAUUUGUUUUUGUUUUGGAAACCUUGUGUGGUAUGUGGAACAUCCCAUGUGUACAAGUUUGAUAUGAGCCAAUAUGUCUCCCGUUAAUGGCAGGGUAGGUAUUCAAAAAACAAAAGGUCAAAGACGAAUAAGAAGUCACUUUGUUUUAACACAUUCUUUUUAACAGUGCAGGGAAGGUUUCAGAUUUCAUGUUCCAGAUUUGAUGUGCGUUGUUGGGGUUUUACUUGGAUAAGUUAUCAAGAUACCUUUAUUUCAGUUAUGUGAUUUUAAAAAAUCAUUUGAAGAUAAAGUCCGUUAUUUCUAUGGUCAUAAGGCCUAAAUCUGGAAUUUAAAUUGCAAGUUUUAAUCAAAGUAGCAAGAUAAACUCGUUUAUGUUUUUUUGCUAAUGUUGGCCCACACGCUAUAAAAUGUAUUUUUUUGUUGUUUUUUUUGUAUUUCUAGUCCUAAUUGUAAAUGCCAAAUGGGUUGGUGGGAGGUUAUGGAGGGCACAUCUGAUACCUCAUUGUUGUGUCUGCCUGUUUGAAAGCCUUAUCAUAACUUAACUUGAAGCUACUUUUUAAUGCAGGUUUUCUUUUUUUCUUUUUUGCCUUGGAUAUUGUAACUAUUCUCACCAGAAGGGAGAAUCUUUUUUCAAUUGUUUCACAUUUGUUCUUGAAGCAGAUGCAAAUUUUAUGAGUACUCACAAUGUCAGGGGAACUCAACUCAAGUUAAACUCAAAUAAGUGUUGUCAAGUUGUUAAUUUGACUGUAUGUGUUAGGACCAAUGAUCUUGUUUAUGCUCAUGUUUUCUAAAUAAAUGCAGUGUGACAGUCUCAAA
Messenger RNA from Micropterus salmoides (largemouth bass), 2933 nucleotides. RefSeq names its product DnaJ heat shock protein family (Hsp40) member A1 (gene dnaja1). Bases 131 to 1351 code for a protein of 406 amino acids. Lineage: Eukaryota; Metazoa; Chordata; Actinopteri; Centrarchiformes; Centrarchidae. The record is from RefSeq and is a predicted model, not a curated record. Gene Ontology annotation, biological process: response to heat; protein refolding. The transcript is spliced from 9 exons. Gene Ontology annotation, molecular function: Hsp70 protein binding; ATP binding. Gene Ontology annotation, cellular component: cytosol; cytoplasm.